AUGGACAUACAAAAGUCCUAUGAUACUGUGGAGUCGCAAGCAGUGGAAGACAUUCUGUCAGAGCUUAGCUUCCCAAACAAGUUCAUUAGCUGGACUAUGACCACAGUGAAGACAAUCUCUUACAAGUACAAGGUUAAUAAUGUUGUCUCUGAUAUUUUACAAGCUAAAAGGGGUCUAAGACAAGGGGAUUCUUCAUCUCUCAUUCUGUUUGUCCUGGUUAUGGAAUAUUUACAUAGUUUACAAAAUCUUGGGAAAAAUCCCAACUUCAACUUUCACUCCAAAUAUGAAAAGUUGAAGAUCAUUAACUUGAGCUUUGCAGAUGAUUUACUCCUGUUUACUAGUGGAGAUAUUAGCUCUGUCAAUUUAGCUUUGCAAAGCUUUAAAGAUUUUUUAAAGGCUACUGAGCUUGAAGUGAAUCCUUUUAAGUGUAAAGCCUAUUUUGGGAAUGUAUAUGAAAAUGUUAAACAAGCUAUUCUAAGAGCUACUGCCUUUGCAUAA
Vicia villosa (hairy vetch) is the source of this 498-nucleotide messenger RNA. RefSeq lists its product as uncharacterized. Lineage: Eukaryota; Viridiplantae; Streptophyta; Magnoliopsida; Fabales; Fabaceae. The transcript has a single exon. Bases 1 to 498 code for a protein of 165 amino acids. The record is from RefSeq and is a predicted model, not a curated record.